This is a messenger RNA of Megalobrama amblycephala (Wuchang bream), 4468 nucleotides long. RefSeq names its product trafficking protein particle complex subunit 10 (gene trappc10). Gene Ontology annotation, cellular component: TRAPPII protein complex. Lineage: Eukaryota; Metazoa; Chordata; Actinopteri; Cypriniformes; Xenocyprididae. Gene Ontology annotation, biological process: early endosome to Golgi transport; intra-Golgi vesicle-mediated transport. The record is from RefSeq and is a predicted model, not a curated record. The transcript has 23 exons. The coding region runs from base 126 to 3899 and encodes 1257 amino acids.
CCGUGACGCGAGGCGGAAGUCGUCGCUCACUGUCAGCAGAUAGGAAAUGGAGAGUGAAGGGGCCUCAUCGAUACAUUAGCGGUGUUGAAUGUGAUCGAUUACUCUGAUGUUGAUGAACGGAACCCAUGGAGACCCAUGAGGAGAAGCCCAUCAUCUACACGAUGGAGAACAAACCCAUAGUGACCUGUGCGGGCGAUCAGAACUUGUUCACGGCCCUGUACAGCUCACUGACCCAACAGUUGCCCAGAGAACCCAUGGAGUGGAGAAGGUCUUACGGACGAGCACCAAAGAUGAUCUAUCUGGAGGCUAAUUUUGUCCAGUUUAAAGAGGAAUUGCUUCCUAAAGAGGGAAAUAAAGCGCUGCUCACGUUCCCCUUCCUGCACAUCUACUGGACCGACUGUUGCGACACCGAGGUGUACAAGGCAUCGGUUAAAGAGGACAUGCAGCGCUGGCAGGGCGUCUUGCGUCUCCACGGGUCAGUGGACUGGCUCAUCGUGGUGGUGGAGAGUGACAACAAGAAGAAGAACAAAACCAACAUCCUGCCGCGCACCUCCAUCGUGGACAAGAUCCGGAACGACUUCUGCAACAAACAGAGCGACAGGUGUGUGGCUCUGUCUGACCCUCUGAAGGAGUCGUCUCGCUCUCAGGAGUCGUGGAGUUCGUUCCUCACUAAACUGCGCACGCUGCUGCUCAUGUCCUUCACCAGGAAUCUGGGCCGCUUCGAGGACGAGAUGCGGACGCUCCGAGAGAAACGCACUGAGCCCGGCUGGAGCUUCUGUGACUACUUCAUGGUCCAGGAGGAGCUGGCGUUUGUGUUUGAGAUGCUGCAGCAGUUUGAAGACGCUCUGGUCCAGUAUGAUGAACUAGACGCUCUUUUCACACAGUAUGUGCUCAACUUCGGCGCUGGAGAUGGUGCCAACUGGCUGGGUUCGUUCUGUCAGCCGGUGCGGAGCUGGAACGGGUUGCUGUUGCGCCGACCCAUCGACAUGGAGAAGCGUGAUCUGAUCCAGAGAGGAGAGGCCAGUCUGCUGGAUCUGCGCAGUUACCUGUUCUCCCGCCAGUGUACGCUGCUCAUCUUCCUGCAGAGACCCUGGGAGGUGACGGCCCGUGCGCUCGAACUCCUGCACAACUGCGUGCAAGAGCUGCGACUGCUGGAGGUGUCUGUGGUGAGCGGCGCGCUGGACUGCUGGGUGUUUCUCAGCUGUCUGGAGGUGCUGCACAGGAUCGAGGGCUGUUGCGACCGCAGCCAACUGGAGGCCAACUUCUCUCACACCGUGGGCCUGUGGACAUACGCUACUGAGAAGCUGAAAUCUCUGGGUGAUCUGUGUGGUCUGGUGUCUGAGAACGGCCCAAACUCUGAGGACCUGAACAAAACCGUUGACCUGCUGGCUGGUCUGGGAGCAGAAAGACCGGAAACUGCGAACAGCCUUCAGAGUCCAUAUAAAAAGCUCAAGGAGGCGUUAUCGUCCGUAGAGGCCUUUGAGAAACACUAUCUGGAGCUGUCUCACGCCGCUAUGGAGAUGUACAGGGCGAUCGGCCGGCUGCGUUCGGCUCGGCUGGUUGGGAAGAGUCUGGCUGAGUUCUACAUGAGGAAGGGAGACCCUCAAAGUGCUGAGAAUUUCCUUCUGGAUUCCCUGAAGUCGUACGUGUCCGAGAGCUGGAGUUUACCGCUCACACACACGCGCAGACAGAUCGCAGAGUGUCAGAAACAGCUGCAGAAGAUGGACGAAUACCUGCAGACGAGCGCUCUGCUCGCCAGCGAUGCCAACCUGAGCGAUGAAGAGAGGAAGCACUUCUGCCAGGAGAUCCUGACCUUUGCCAGCCAGACCGCAGAGAACAAAGGUCAACAGAAAGACCCGCGUGUUGCUCUGAGCAUGAGUUCGUUCACUCAGCUUCACGAGUUGCGUUUCCGUCCCGCCUCGGCACUGGUGCACGUCGGUGCCGUCCUGCAGCUGGAGCUGCAUCUGUGCAGUCUGAUGCCUGUGCCCGUACGGGUGGAGCAGCUCGCCGCCAGCGUCCACUUCGCCGGGGAGCAGCCCGGCACGACGGCUCAGAAACGAGCCGCUCAGAACCCGGACGGUACCGUCACGUUCCCGGCGGCCAGUCCGGUGUCGGCGUCUCCGGCGCUGGAGCUCUGCGAGAUCCAGGAACACAGUCCGUCUGAUAACGCGCUGAACACCGCCGGCGUGGUCUGUAAGAACAUGCACCUGCUGAUGCGACGCCACGACAGCACCACGUCCCUCGACACGCCCAUCACUGCGCCGUCUGCGCUCGCUAUGGAUGAUGGAGCUCAGAUGCUUAAGGCUCAUGAUGUCACUCUGUUGCCUGGCAACAACAGCAUCGUCUUCACCGCACCAAGUCAGAAGCCCGGCACAUACACUCUCCGGCAGCUGGGCGCCACGGUGGGCCGCGUCCAGUUCGUUCUGCCUCAUAUUUACCCUGUGGUUCAGUAUGAGGUUUACUCCCAGGAGCCUCAGCUCACCAUCCAGCCUCUCACAGAGAACCUGUUGGCUGGGUUACCGCAGCAGGUGAAGUUCACCAUCCUGACGGGUCACUACGCAGUGAAGAAGGGCGAUGCUCUUCAGCUGAGUAACACAGACUCCAUGCCGGUGCUGCACUCGUCCACGUGCACCGCCCGCAUCCUCAGCAGCACCGGAGAGCUGGUGGGUGAGAGCGCUCUGUCCAUCCAGUCGUCUGAGAAGGUGACGAGCAUCUCUCUUCCUCUGACGCCACCCUACCACACGCUGGAGUUCCUGCUGGAUGUUCUGUGUCACAUCCCAUCAUCCCCUGCGCGGGUGGAGAGCGAGCAUCUGACUAACGGUCAGAUCAGUCAUCGCGCCCGCAGCAGAGCGCGCUUCAACAGCGGGAUGGCCGUCAUUGACCAGAAGGUGUCUGUCGAUUGUCCCUGGUCCAUUUACUCGACACUGGUCUCUCUCACCUUCCAUGUGCCCUUUAAAGUCAAACACUCAUUGCUGUCUGCAGGACGGAGGAAGUUCAUCCAGGUUUGUCUUCAGAAUGUAUCGGACACUAAUUUUAAGCUGACUAAUCAGACGCUGGCUGAGAAUCAACACACGCCGUCACUGGAGCUGCUCUCUCUCAACACUAAAACACAUAGCGUGGUGUUCAGUCAGCAGUGUGUGUUCAGCGUGUGGGAGCUGCGGUGGAGCGGCGUGCCGCCCGUCUCUCUGCAGUGUGUGUUCUCGGCCAGUUUCGCUCCUGCAGACGCACCGGACGCGGCGCUCAAACCCUACAGCUACGAGUUCGCAGUGGAGAGAGUUUCCACUCUGUACAGCGUGAGAGCGGAGAUCCGUCCGGCCGCAGGCGAGCAGCACUGCCGCACUGGCACCCUCUGCAGGCUGGAGGUGUCGCUGACACGCCUCACUGAACCCAACGACGCGGACCGGUCCGACGAGGAGUUCAGCGAGACGGAAGGUCUUCGCACUUCACGACUGAUGUAUGAAGUGAUUGACAACCACAGUAACUGGGCGGUGUGUGGCAAGAGUUCAGGGGUCGUGUCUAUGCCGGUCGCUGCCAUGGCGACGCACAAGGUUCAGAUGGAGAUCAUGCCUCUGUUCGCGGGUCAGCUGCCCUUCCCCAACAUACGUGUGUUCAAGUACCUGCCGCAUCACGCCAGCGUCGUCAUCCAGCCCGACACAGACUCGUGUCUGGAGAACGACAGCCUGUCGGUGCUGGAUAAGGCUCUGGAGGAUCAGGCGGACACGGCGAGUCUGCGGAGCCGCGGGAGCGUUCAGUCUCUGGGCGAGCAGCAGCCGCGGGGCGUCCCGAUGCCCAAACGCCAGGCCUUCGGACCCGGACAGGUGUUCAACGGCACGCAGGGACGCCAGGUGCUGGUGCUGCCCGGCACCGACCAUCACGUGCUGGAGGUCAACGUCACAUGACCCCGAUGGACGGCCCCGGACGCCCAUCUCUGCCGGACGCUCUCAUUGGGUCGCGGGAAACACAAACGGACGUGUAUGACUGGAGCCUGACACUGGCUUUAAUUUGACUUCAUUCUUACUCCGUCACGAGACACUAGACGGCAUCCCUCAGACAUCCCAUAAUGCCUUGCAGCCCCUCCUCUCCGUGCUCAGGUGUGUGUGUGUGUGUGUGUGUGUGUGUGUGUGUGUGUGUCGCUUCAUUCGCUGUAUUCAGUGUGAGUGUUAGUGACGAGAGCGCCACCUGCUGUACAUACUGUUGAAUACAUAGAUGAUAUUUGAAGAGAAGCAUCGGUCACUGAAUCAAUGAUUGUUUCACUGGGAUUUUGGGGAUUUAGAUAUUUAACUUUUUUAUUUUUUGAAGGUUUCCGGGGAAAACGAACAUUUGCGCUUUAUUGACUUUAUUGACACAGUGUUGAUCGAACACGCCCCUUCCUGCUGACAUCACAUGAUUGAUGUGUCGUCGAAUGAUCGUAUUUACACAAACACGGCAUCAGAAAAUCAGAACGACAAUAAAUGUUGUUUUUGUUUCA